AUGGCACCUGGCACUCGUCGCGCUAAUCGCGCUGGCUAUGCCGAGCAUGAUGACUUUGAAGGCCUCCCGGUCAGGCAAUGGCGCCAGGAAUGGGUCAACGUCGCACCCCCGGUCGAACAGGAGCCUCAGCAGCUGAACGACGUCUGGGCAAUCGAGCUGAUACACGGUAUGCCAAAGGACGCCGGCCUCUUGACGCCGCAUAGCCAAGAGCUUCUUCGUGCGGCUCGAUCUGGGCGACUGUACAAGCGUCCUGCACCCACAGACGAAGACGAGGCCGAGGCAGACAACAACGCCAACGAAAAGCCCGAAAAGAAAGAAGAGGAGGCCGCGCCAAAGGGCUACUCUAUUAAGAUAUGGAAGCAGGUCCCCAGGAACGUAGAAGCUUCAAACAUCUCGCGUCUUGCCAAGCGACGGAAGAAUACCGUCACGAUCGCCAGCAAGACCCCAGAAGACAGGGCGCAUGGGUCGACUGUUACGAGAGCCACAGUGCGGCGUGUCGAUGCCGCCGGCAACCCGUACACUGAAGAGGUUACGCUCGCCGACGGCCAGGCCGUGAAUGGCGAAAUCAUUUCUACGCGCGUCGAGACGGUGCAGACCCCUGCGGCGCCUCUCGCCCAGAUUCAGAACCAGCGCCGACGACCUCCCCCACCGAAACGUAAGACCAAGGCUGGUCCUGGUCGCGGCAAGAAGAAGAACAGGGGUGGCAUCGCAGGCGGACCUCCGCAUGCAAUUGUUGCCAAUGGCAAUGGUGUCGCAAUGCCCAACCAGCCUACGACGACAGAAAAUGGUACUACGAAUGAAAACAAUGACGCCUCCAAUCGUGACAGCGAAAUGGCAGACGGCGACGAGGAUGAAAGCGAUGAUGGUGAUGAGGGCGAUGAUGAUGACGACGAGCACGGCGACAGCGACCUUCCGGAUACGAGCAUUGUUGAAGGGUCAAAAGACAAUGACGAGACCAUGACCGACGCUCCUCCCGUUCCUGUCGAGGUGAAGGAGAUGGUCGCCGAUGCAGCGGCGGCCGACAAGUUGCCCACCAAUCCGAUGACAUUACCACCACCGCUCGCCUCGCUUGCCAGCGAUUCAUCAUCAAAGGUCGAAGGUAGCCCUUUGAAGAACGUUCUUGUACCAUCGCCGACGGAAGCCAAGGCGCCAGAAAUACCCAGAAAUCUUCUCGCGCAGCCAUUGGACAUCGAGACCGGUUCGACCAUAGCCGAGCCCCCCUCUACCAUUGUCGGUGAAGAGCCCGAGGCGGCGGAGAACCGGGAUCUUGAGCUCGCGCCGACGUCAUCAGAGGCCCUGCUUCCUCCUCCACCCGAGCAAGUUGGCAACAUUGCUACUCCCAAGGCCGACGACACCUCGUCGCGGGUUUCCGACAAUGAGUACAAGAGCAAGGAAUCAGAGCACACGAGCACCGAAAAGUCCUUUCAGCAUCAAGAUUCCAUCAUGACGGAAGACACCAUCAAGCCCGAAGACUCGGCGUCGGUGCGAUUCCCGCUCACAGAGUCCGGCGCGCCCUCGGAGGUUGGCACUGCGUCAGUCGACGAGACCAAGGAACCCGCUCCCGCGCCAGCCUCUGGUCCGAUGGAGAUUGAAAGCCAGGCUGCACCAGCGCCUGCCCUCCCUGUUCCCCACGAGCUUGCUUCAGAGAUUCAGCCGGAACGCGAGCCCUCUGCCCCGGAAGAGCCCAAGGAGGUCGAAGAACCGAAGCACGAGGAACUGAAGCACGAGGAACUGGCGCACGAAGAACAGCCAGCACCAUCGUCCGCAGUUGUGAAUGAGCCUGAACCUCAAAGUACACUCGAAGCGGCUCCUCCAGCGACACCGUCGCCGUUGCCAGUUGUCGCCGCGCCUGCCGAGCCAGAACCGCAGCCUGAGCCUGAAGCCAAGGAAGAGUCCCCCAAGCCACCGGGUCCGUCGCCCGGCGCCGAACCAGCCGGCGAAGAGAGACUUGCAGAGGCACCAACACCGCAGCCUGUGGAACCCAGUGCAGGCAGUGCACCGGACGAGCCCAGAGCUGCUGAGCCAGAGCCUGUCGCGGAGCCUGUCGCGAAGCCUGUCGCGGAGCACAUCGCAGAGCCUGUCGCGGAGCCCGUCAGGGAGCCAAUCAUCUUGGAGCCCAUUAUCAUGGAGCCUAUCGUCUUGGAGCCUAUCGACAUGGAGCCUAUCGUCGCUGAGCCUGCCGAGCCUGCCGUCACGGAGCCUGCCGUCACGGAACCUGUCGCGGAGCCUGUCGCAGAGCCUGUCGCAGAGUCUGCAGCUGCUGCAGAGGCCGAGCCAACAGCCUUAGAACCGAGGAAGGAAGACGAUACCACUGAUGUGUGA
This is a messenger RNA of Akanthomyces muscarius, 2322 nucleotides long. RefSeq lists its product as uncharacterized. The coding region runs from base 1 to 2322 and encodes 773 amino acids. The record is from RefSeq and is a predicted model, not a curated record. Lineage: Eukaryota; Fungi; Ascomycota; Sordariomycetes; Hypocreales; Cordycipitaceae. The transcript is spliced from 4 exons.